Messenger RNA from Heterocephalus glaber (naked mole-rat), 951 nucleotides. The record is from RefSeq and is a predicted model, not a curated record. NCBI's taxonomy places the organism in Eukaryota, Metazoa, Chordata, Mammalia, Rodentia, Bathyergidae.
AUGGGGAACUUAAAGCAAAAUUCAGAUAUAAUCAGGCAUGAGAGAAUUUGUGCAGGAAAGAAACCUUGGAAGUGCAAUGAGUGUGAGAAGGCCUUCAAUUACUACUCAGCUUUUGUCUUGCACCAGAGAGUUCACACAGCAGAAAAACCCUUUGAAUGUAAUGAAUGUGGGAAAGCCUUCAGCCAGAGCAUACACCUUACUCUUCACCAGAGAUUUCACAGUGGAGAGAACCCCUGUGAAUGUCACCACUCAGCCCUUAUUCGGCAUUAUAUAAUUCAUACUGGAGAGAAGCCCUAUGAGUGCAGUGAAUGUGGGAAGGCCUUCAAUCAGAGCUCAUACCUCAUGCAGCAUCAGCAGAUUCACACUGGAGAGAAACCUUAUGAGUGUAAUGAGUGUGGGAAAGCCUUAAACCAGAGCACAUUCCUUACCCAGCAUCAGGUCAUUCACACUGGAGAGAAACCUUACAAGUGUAACAAAUGUGGCAAAGCCUUUAGUGACCACUCAGGCCUUAUUCAACACCAGAGAACUCAUACUGGGGAGAGGCCUUAUGAAUGUAAUGAAUGUGGGAAAGCCUUUGGCUACUGUUCAGCUCUGACUCAGCACCAGAGAACUCACACUAGGGAGAAAUCCUAUAAAUGCAGUGAUUGCACCAAGGCUUUCAGUGACUACUCAACCCUUAUCCAUCAUCAGAGAAUACACACUGGCAAGAAACCUUACAAGUGUAAGGACUGUGGGAAAGCUUUUAGCUAGAGUUCAUCUCUUACAAAACAUCAGAAAACUCACACUGGCAAGAAACCCUAUACAUGUAAGGAAUGUGGAAAAGCCUUCAGCCAGAGUUUGUUCCUUUCUCAACAUCAGAAAACUCAUGCUAGAGGGAAAACCAGGGAAUAUGGCCAAGCCUUUAGUGAGCAUUCAGCCUUUGGCCAACAUAAGAGAAUUCAUACCGGAUAA